This is a messenger RNA of Didymodactylos carnosus, 1098 nucleotides long. Lineage: Eukaryota; Metazoa; Rotifera; Eurotatoria; Philodinida; Philodinidae. The record is from the annotation of a GenBank genome assembly.
GGAAUGCGACGGAAAUGAAAGCCAUUUAUUUUUUUUGUAAGCUUUAUUGGAUUUCAAGAUAACGGUUAACAAUUAUGCAGCAGUUCUCUGUCAACCGAAAGAGAGACAAGCCCCAUUAUUAUCGGUGGUAGAUAAAAGAAAAAAAAAACAACAAAAAAGAAAAAACCAUAAGAUGUAUGAAUAACAUCAGCUUAAAUGCCUAGUCGAAGAAAGAAAAAGAAUUAAUAUAGCAAACAAAUAAAAGAACAUUUUGUAAAAGUGCGUUCAGUACAUUUAAAUUUUCCACAUGGAUGUAUAAUGAUAUGAAAAGAAAAGUAUGGUAGUAAGAGUGUAGGUGAUAAGUUGUAAGACGAAAAAGAGAAAAGAAGCAAAAGAGUACAAAGUAGAUACUAUUGUGUUUUUGCAAAUCUACGGAUAUAUGCUAUAACGGCAUGGUAUAUACAUAAAAGGUCUUCUUUAGAAAGAGUUACUUUCGGCAAAUGAAGGUCAAGACUGAGGGUAAGAGUGUUUAUUAUCCUUGAGAAUUUUUUUAUAGAAACCAGUUGCAUCCGAACACUUCUGCUUUAUAAUAUUAAAUUCUUAAGAUAAUAAUCAGUUUAUGACAUUGAAACGUUCCUCUGGAUCAAUUCUAGAUUUUUUUUCAAAAAAUCAAAAGCUCAAGCAUCAUCUCUUUCAACACAAGAAAUUCCUUUAGUAGAUUUCAGUAAUCUUCCAUCAAGUUCACAAGAUGAAAAUAAUGAAAUAUCUUCUGCAACUAAAAUUUCUACUCUUGUUGAAACAUCAAAUUUAUCAAAUCUCAAUAAUGUCUUAGAAAAUAAUCUUGAACAUGAAAACCAGGAUGAAAUUUUUUAUUCAAAAUGUGAUUUGUCAUGUUGUAAUUCUUCAAAUCCCUAUCAUCCUGUUACAGAGGACGAGCUAGCUUUGACAGUUGUCGACAAACGAUCAUGUCAAAAAAAAUGGUUUUUAGAUUAUCCUUGGUUAACAUUCUGUAAAGUUCAAAAUAAAGUGUUUUGUUAUCCAUGUCGUGUAGCAUUUGAACGUGCAAUACAUCCAAAUACCUCUACAUUAAAUUCAACUUACAAAAGUUUUUUAGCAUGA